AUGGCCGUUCUCUCGACUUGGGACACUGGCACCAGCUCAGGGCUCAUUUCCAUCGGCACCCAUUCCUUAUAUCUGACCGCCGCGGGACCCUGUCGGGAGACCGUGAGCGGCCGUCUCCAACCGGCAGUGAUCAUUGAAGCCGGUCUGGGCAGCGGACACCUGGAAUGGGUCGCGGUCAGCCGACUGAUAUCAGAGCGCGCCCGCGUGUACACCUACGAUCGAGCAGGCUACGGACGAAGCCAACCCUCCCCCGUCAAGGAACUGAAUGCCCAGAACCGUGUCAAUGAAUUGCACCAGCUACUGGGAAUGGCGGGCAUCGAUCCACCAUACGUGCUCGUCGGCCAUUCCUACGGAGGAACCCUUGUCCGGGAAUUUCUGCGCCAGCAUAGAGAAGAUAUCGUCGGGAUGGUGCUUGUGGAUGCACCACGGACGCCGACCCCUUUACCUCCUGGAUUCGGUUCUCUGUUCGGAGACUCUACAUACGGUGCGAUCGUGGGGCUGAAUGAGAACCACGUUUUCUCGCCGGAGGAGUACGCGGCUAUCAACGAAGACGAGGAUCGGAAUUCGGCGACCGCGGAGAUUGAGCUGAGCUUUAUCCCGGAGAGUGUGGAACUGGUUAAUCGGGCCUUACCGGAGGGGUUCCAGGCGAUGGGUGAUGAUCGGUUGAGUGUGAUAUUUGCGAAUGAGACGGUGGAUUUUGGGAAGAUCUAUGGCUUUGCCGUGGAACAUGGGGUGGGAACGCAGGAAGCAAAGGAUGGUCUGGCGGUGCGAUUGAAGAAUAUGGAGCAGGGAGCUGAGAGGGAUCAAAGAAUGUAUCUGGGGUUGUCGAGUCAGAGUCGAUUCGUAUAUGCCCGGGGAAAGGCGAUGACGCAUAAUAUGCAGUAUGUCGCGCCGGAGGUCAUUCGGGACGAGGUGUUCUGGGUGCUAGGGUUGACGGAAUGA
Molecule: messenger RNA, 942 nt
Organism: Aspergillus heteromorphus CBS 117.55
Lineage: Eukaryota; Fungi; Ascomycota; Eurotiomycetes; Eurotiales; Aspergillaceae
Product: alpha/beta fold hydrolase
Exons: 1
Coding region: 1-942 (313 amino acids)
Source: RefSeq, a predicted model, not a curated record